AUGCAAAAGAAUAUAUUCAUUAUCUUUUUCUCUUUAAUACUUUGUGUUUUUGCUAAGUAUCAUAUUGUUAUACCUAUGAUUGGAAGUCCAAAAAAGCUUCCAAUGUUAAUUUAUAGUGCAGAAUAUUUAGCAAAUUCAUAUUUACAUGGACAUGAUGAUGUAGUUAUUGAUGGUGUAUUUUUAACAAAGGGAUGUCAUACUUGUGAUUAUACAGAUAUUAAUGAAGCAGAAAAAAUAUUAAAUAAUGCUGGUAUAAAGACAUUUAUUACUCCUGUUAAUAGUAAUAUCAUUGAAAAUAAUGAAAUGAUGAAAAAAUUAAUCAAUAUAUAUGAAUCUAUCUUUAUGUUAAGAAAAGAAGGUGAUUAUAAAGUUGAUGGUCAUUUGAAAUUCAACAGAAUCAAUUUUUACUUCUAUGAAACUGUUAAAUAUGCUUUAUCUCUCUUUCCUCAAACAGAUUUUGUUUUGUUUAUGGAAGAUGAUGAGGCAUUAAAAAGAAAUGCAUUCAGUAAGUUAAGCUCUGUUCUUAAUUACAUUUCAAAGAAUGAAAAAAAUAUAUUUGAGUCAAGAAUCAUUCCUUCUAUUAAGGGAGCGUUUGAUAAUGGAUUAUCUCCACAUUGUUGGUGGGGAUUUUAUGGAAAAUUAUUAAAUAGACGACAAUUAAAUAAAUUUCUAAAAGUACAAAAAUUUUCAAAAUUUAUCAGAUGUGGAGAUGUUGCACAAUGUGAUUGGAUAGCUGCAACUCGUGAAAAUGAAUAUAUUCAAAAUUUAGGACAUCACUUUGGUAGAGACCCAAAAAUAAUAAGAAAAGACCCUAAUUUCUAUUAA
Entamoeba nuttalli P19 is the source of this 825-nucleotide messenger RNA. RefSeq lists its product as hypothetical. The record is from RefSeq and is a predicted model, not a curated record. Bases 1 to 825 code for a protein of 274 amino acids. Lineage: Eukaryota; Evosea; Mastigamoebida; Endamoebidae. The transcript has a single exon.